GUGUGUGUGUGUGUGACAAGUACAGCCCAGUGUUCUUUUACAUGUGACUGCAGAUAUCCUUCACAAGCAUAGUCAUGUUGAAAGUGUUAUGAGGUUGGGUGUGCUUCCCAGUGUGUAUCGGUGGGGCUGUAAUUGUCAUGGUGUCACAGUGAGUUUAUGUGCCGGCGCCUGUGCGUGUCAAGAUACGUGUGAGCCUGUGAGUCGUGGGUGCCUGUGUCGCCAUCAUUUAUCUGUGUGAAUGUGUGUGUGUGCACGCACCACUGCAAUGUAUGCAUCUCUGUGAUUCUGGAUGUGGGUGUGGUGUGAAGGGGAAGAUGUGUGUCACUGUGUCUGUGGGGGUCCUGCCUCUGGGCCACCUCCCAGCCCGCCCUCCUCCCCCGGUUCUGUGGCUCCCUCCCAGGCAGUGGCCCUGCCCCUUCCCUCUUCUCCCUCCCAAUCGGUCUGUGCGGGGGGAGCUGGUGCUGCGGCCCCCCCACCCCUCCCCAUCCAGGCCCCAUAAAUAGCAGCAGAGCCGGAGCUGGAGCUGGAUCCGGCGCCAGCGGCUGGAGCAGCAAGGGAGUCAGGGCCAAGGCCGGAGGGCCGGAGAGCCGGAGAGAGAAGCCCCCCGACUGAGAGCCCAGGGUCCAGAGCACCUGCUCUGUACACACAGUGACAUGUCGGACCCUGAGAUGGGAUGGGUGCCUGAGCCCCCAACCAUGACGCUGGGGGCCUCUCGGGUAGAACUGCGGGUUUCCUGCCAUGGCCUCUUGGACCGGGACACACUCACCAAACCCCACCCUUGUGUGCUGCUCAAGCUCUACUCUGAUGAGCAGUGGGUGGAGGUGGAGCGCACGGAGGUGCUUCGCUCCUGUUCUAGCCCUGUCUUCUCCCGGGUGCUGGCCCUGGAGUACUUUUUUGAGGAGAAGCAGCCCCUGCAGUUCCAUGUGUUUGAUGCAGAGGACGGAGCCACCAGCCCCCGAAAUGAUACCUUCCUAGGCUCUACAGAGUGCACCUUGGGCCAGAUUGUAUCACAAACCAAGGUCACUAAGCCAUUACUGCUGAAGAAUGGAAAGACUGCGGGCAAGUCCACCAUCACGAUUGUAGCUGAGGAGGUGUCUGGCACAAACGACUAUGUGCAACUCACCUUCAGAGCCCACAAGCUGGAUAACAAGACCCCAUCAGACGCAGGGCCCUUUCCCCUGUAUCCCCAGGAUCUGUUCAGCAAGUCUGACCCUUUCAUGGAGAUCUAUAAGACCAACGGGGACCAGAGUGAUCAGCUGGUUUGGAGGACCGAGGUGGUGAAGAACAACCUGAACCCCAGCUGGGAGCCAUUCCGCCUGUCCCUGCAUUCCCUAUGCAGCUGUGAUGUCCACCGGCCUCUCAAGUUCCUGGUGUAUGACUAUGACUCGAGUGGGAAGCAUGACUUCAUUGGCGAGUUCACCAGCACUUUCCAGGAGAUGCAAGAAGGAACAGCAAACCCUGGGCAGGAGAUGCAGUGGGACUGUAUCAACCCCAAGUACCGGGACAAGAAGAAGAAUUACAAGAGUUCAGGGACGGUAGUGCUGGCCCAGUGCACGGUGGAGAAGGUACACACCUUCCUGGAUUACAUCAUGGGUGGCUGCCAGAUCAGCUUCACGGUGGCCAUCGACUUUACAGCUUCCAAUGGGGACCCUAGGAGCAGCCAGUCCCUACACUGCCUCAGCCCCCGACAGCCCAACCACUACCUGCAAGCUCUGCGUGCUGUUGGAGGCAUCUGCCAGGACUAUGACAGUGAUAAGCGGUUCCCAGCUUUUGGCUUUGGAGCUCGAAUUCCCCCCGACUUUGAGGUGUCCCAUGACUUUGCUAUCAACUUUGACCCAGAAAACCCUGAAUGUGAAGAGAUCUCGGGCGUCAUCACCUCCUACCGUCGCUGCCUGCCCCAGAUCCAGCUCUACGGCCCCACCAAUGUGGCCCCCAUCAUCAACCGCGUGGCCGGGCCAGCUCAGCGGGAGCAAAGCACUGGCCAAGCCACGAAGUACUCGGUGCUGCUGGUGCUCACGGACGGCGUGGUGAGUGACAUGGCGGAGACCCGCACUGCCAUUGUGCACGCCUCCCACCUGCCCAUGUCCAUCAUCAUCGUGGGCGUAGGCAAUGCUGACUUCUCCGACAUGCGACUGCUGGACGGCGAUGACGGUCCCUUGCGCUGCCCCCGAGGGGUGCCUGCGGCCCGAGAUAUCGUGCAAUUCGUGCCCUUCCGAGACUUCAAGGAUGCCGCUCCCUCUGCACUUGCUAAGUGUGUCCUGGCUGAGGUACCUCGGCAGGUGGUGGAGUACUAUGCUAGCCAGGGCAUCAGCCCUGGGGCUCCCAGGUCCUGCACUCCGGCCACGACCCCCAGCCCUAGCCCAUGACUGCCACCCUCCGGACCAACACUCCUUCAGCCUCUCAGUGCCUGUCCUGAUCCUUGUAACUCCAGUGACCAACGCCUCCGCCUCUGGACCAGCUGUGCCCUCUGGGUCCUGGAAGUGAGUGGUGGGCCCUGUCUCCAUCUCUCCAAGCCCCAUACCUCUCAACCCUGUGGCCCCUCAGUGACUUCCUUUGUGAUGCUGACUUUGUGGCCAUUAAUAAAGAGAACUGCUCCUAGCACCUUA
Molecule: messenger RNA, 2606 nt
Organism: Carlito syrichta (Philippine tarsier)
Lineage: Eukaryota; Metazoa; Chordata; Mammalia; Primates; Tarsiidae
Gene: CPNE6
Product: copine 6
Exons: 17
Coding region: 654-2366 (570 amino acids)
Biological process (GO): cellular response to calcium ion
Cellular component (GO): plasma membrane
Molecular function (GO): calcium-dependent phospholipid binding
Source: RefSeq, a predicted model, not a curated record